AUGAAGAUGAAGAAACAAAGAAAAGGAGGUGACGGUCGUAGGAAGAUAAAGAUUGAAAAUAUAACAAACAAAUCAAGAUUACAAGUUACAUUCUCCAAGAGACGAAAAGGUUUGUUCAAGAAGGCAACUCAAUUAUCUGUUUUAACUGGUGCAGAAACUGCACUCAUUGAUUUUUCUCAUGCCAGAAAACCCUAUGUUUAUGGAAAUCCUGAUCUCAUACUCAGAUUUGUUAAUAACAAUAAUGGUGAAGCCUCUGAAAUUCAGAAAGAUGAUGAUGAAGAACAGCGGAAGUAUAUGAAAGUUAAAAGAGAAUUUGAAGCUUUUUCUCCUGCCGGAAAACCCUUUGCUUAUGGGAAUCAUGAUCGAUUUAUGCGGUAUAUGGAAGUUGAAAAACAACUAGUAGCUGAAAAGAAAAGAGGGGUUUUCUUGGAGUCAUUGAUGAAUUGUAAUUUGGGGCCUGGUAAUGAUAAAUCUUGGUGGGAAACAUAUAUGAAUGGAUUGAAUUUGGAUGAAUUGAUACAGAUGAGAAGUGACAUGGAACAACUCCAGAAGUGCGUCUCAGAGAGAUCUCAUGACUUAAAAUGA
Messenger RNA from Papaver somniferum (opium poppy), 585 nucleotides. RefSeq names its product agamous-like MADS-box protein AGL62. The record is from RefSeq and is a predicted model, not a curated record. The transcript has 2 exons. Lineage: Eukaryota; Viridiplantae; Streptophyta; Magnoliopsida; Ranunculales; Papaveraceae. Gene Ontology annotation, molecular function: RNA polymerase II cis-regulatory region sequence-specific DNA binding; protein dimerization activity; DNA-binding transcription factor activity, RNA polymerase II-specific. Gene Ontology annotation, biological process: regulation of transcription by RNA polymerase II. Bases 1 to 585 code for a protein of 194 amino acids.